Messenger RNA from Anastrepha obliqua, 1252 nucleotides. RefSeq lists its product as uncharacterized. The transcript is spliced from 2 exons. Bases 148 to 1251 code for a protein of 367 amino acids. NCBI's taxonomy places the organism in Eukaryota, Metazoa, Arthropoda, Insecta, Diptera, Tephritidae. The record is from RefSeq and is a predicted model, not a curated record.
UUCCUUUAAAGAUUCGGAUUUUCAUUCAGAUACAUAUUAAAGCACAAAAAAUUUGUGUGAAAAAAUUGGGACUCAAUCAAAUUUUUUUUUUUUUUUGUACUGGAAUUGUUCUUUUUUAUUUAUGAUCAAAAUUCCAAAAACGUCAAAAUGUUUUCCUCAAUUAAUUUUCUAUUUUUAAUAUCGCUGGCGGUUACGACGUGGAUAAUUCUCUGUUAUUUCAAACAAAUCGAACUGCAACGAGAAGAGCAAAUGACUGUUGAGAUCCAAAUGGAUAAAGCAUUCGAAGAAAAUCUGAAGUCCAAGGGUUGCUUGGAGAAUUAUGACAUUUAUUUGAAUUUCCUGGCCGUGUUUGCAUGUAUCUAUGCCUUGGCAAAGGUGACCUCGGUCGCUGAAAGUUAUGUCGCACAACAGGUGCACGCCCGCAUCAAGCACGCAAAACUCUUCAGCAGUAAAGAUGUGGAGCCAACGACUAUUGAGGAAUAUCGCCUGCAACAUAUACGUCUCACAAUGCAGAUCGAUUACUUGGAACAAAAAGUGAACCAACUGGAGAAGACCAAUUUUAUGCUGGGAGAAAAACGACUUGUCAAUGCUGAUAAGCCAACAAGCGCCAACAAAAUGCAUACCAACGGCAUUAGUCAGAAAGAAACCAUUAAUGAAAAGAAAGCACUCUCCAACGAUAUGACGCAAGCCUGUGUCUGUGGUAGAAGCAGCAGUGCAGUGGGUAGCAUAGAUGUCGGAGGUGCUGUCUGCGGUAGCAUUGGGACUGUCCAUGGCAAAGGUGACACAAUUGAAGACAGUGUUGAAGCUGAAGAAGUGCUCAAUUUUCGUAACGUGCUCAUACAAUAUCAUCACUUUCAACUAACACGUCAGGUAUAUGUGAAUGACGGCAAUGUAAAGUUGCAAUUUCAAGACUUUAACCAAGAAGGUGGCACCAUCACGCAAAUCUGGCAAAAAUAUUUGGAAAUGCAAAAAUAUGCUAUACAAAAGCCGACCUCGUCUGAGACAGCGACGAAAGUGGCAAAUACUGUGCCUAUUGUUGUGUCCACCGAAGAAUUACAAACGAUGAAAGGUAGAAACCGGCAGAGCGGCAAACGCCAACCACUAGGUACAUACUCUACCACAUCAACCGAAAAAUUAUCGUGCCAUUACACUUCACAAGCAUACAGGCACAUACCACAAACAACUCUCACUUUACCUAUAAAAAUUUAUUAUAAAAAUAUAUUAGUAUGUCUACUGUGUUGGUACUUGUAAA